Trypanosoma cruzi is the source of this 1323-nucleotide messenger RNA. RefSeq lists its product as uncharacterized. The transcript has a single exon. The record is from RefSeq and is a predicted model, not a curated record. NCBI's taxonomy places the organism in Eukaryota, Euglenozoa, Kinetoplastea, Trypanosomatida, Trypanosomatidae. The coding region runs from base 1 to 1323 and encodes 440 amino acids.
AUGAAGACGGGAAGCGAGAGGAACCCUUCGCCGCGUAUCCGUGUGCACAAUGCCGAGUUGUACACAGAUGUCAUGAAUGCCUCAGACUGGAGCCGCAUGAUUGAGCGGGAACAGCAGCGAGAACGAAUUGCGGCCCGUCGUCAACACGAGGCAGAGGAGUGGCAGCUGCAGGAGCAGAUGAAGUUGGAAGAGGUUCGGUUGCAGGCAGCACGAGACACGGAGGCGGCGAAGGCACGUCAAGAGCGGCGAGCCAGAGAAGACACGCAGGAGCAGGAACUGGCGGAUUUUAUGCGCCGCUUUACUGCAUUUGUAGAGGAACACGAGGACUUCAAUGCACGCUGUGCAUGCCAGACGCGCCGUGAAGAGAGGCACUUGCGGCGUGUGGUGGAGAAGCUCCAUCGUGCCUGGAAGGAGGAUGUGUUUCUGCCAGUGCAGGCGUUUAUUGACGCCCAGCUGCAGGAUGUAGAGGGGGAGGAGCACCGGACGUUACUACGACACAACAUGUUGACCGCAUUCCUUAAAGAGUGUAACCGCACCGAUCGUUUCGGCGGCCGCCACGCCGUUUACCGUGACAUUAUUGACGAGGUGCGGUACGACCCCCUGGGGCAGCUUCAGACCUGCACCAUUCGUUACCCUGCACCCCCUCGACGCGAGACGGCUGUGGAUGCGCAGCGGCGGGCGGCGGAGGAGGUUCAGCGGAAGUAUGCUCAGCUGGCGAUUGACUUUCACGGACUGGAGCGGGAGUCCACAACAGGCGUGCUGACGGAUCCACCCUUGAAUGACACUUCACAGAUCCCAGCGACGAAUCUGCCCAUAACGGGAGUUGUUUCCACAGGAAAAGAAUUUCACUUUGCGUCACGGACGUGGUCGAGUGACCCAAGGGAGGUGGCGACAACUGCAACGGGCAUAGGGAGCAACGCGACGUUGUCCACGACGGGAUGGACGGCAAAACAUUGUACCAGCACAGCGGGACGGACGACAAGACGGACGGUGCUUCCCCCGUUGCAGCAUCCACCGCCCCCAAAAGAUUUUCGUCACCUCAGCUACGGUAUUAAUGUAAAUGCUGUCGAUUCACUUGCAAAAUGGACGAAGGAACGACGUAUGCCGAGGCCACGUGAGGCCGAUCUCCCCGUUACCAUGUGGGGCCGAUUCCCUGAAACAAUACACGGCUGGAUGGCUACCGCCGACGGUGACGUCAAGCCGAGUAGCAGGCGCCGGGUUGACGCCGCACGGAAGGCGCAACAUUCGGAUGUCAUGUUUGAUCACUACAACUUUCCACGGGGGUUAGAUGGCCCACUGCACACGGGCAAACGUGUUUUGUGA